This is a messenger RNA of Pichia kudriavzevii, 1803 nucleotides long. RefSeq lists its product as uncharacterized. Lineage: Eukaryota; Fungi; Ascomycota; Pichiomycetes; Pichiales; Pichiaceae. The transcript has a single exon. The coding region runs from base 1 to 1803 and encodes 600 amino acids. Gene Ontology annotation, biological process: ubiquinone biosynthetic process. Gene Ontology annotation, molecular function: kinase activity. Gene Ontology annotation, cellular component: extrinsic component of mitochondrial inner membrane. The record is from RefSeq and is a predicted model, not a curated record.
AUGUCGGCUAAGACUGUGUAUCAUUUGUAUAAUGUUGCUGCAGGAGCUGCAAAAGUUGUCAAGAAAGCUGUCGAAGUUGGAACCAAGGAUUGCCACCUUUUAAACUCAAUAAAGGGAAAUGAUGCAUUAUUCACUGAAGCUAAAAUAGUCUCAGAAGAAGCCAAGGCUAAAGCUGCUAACAGGCCUUUUAGUGAUGCUAAUGUGGAAUCGCAAGCACACCAUUAUGAUGAAUUUGGUGAUUCCGAAACGGAUAUUUUCCAAAUCGCUAAGAGAAAGUCAGCUAAAGCACGUGGAUCGGCUGUAAAUGAUGAAGCUGAGAUUGAUAUUUAUAAAGCCGCAAAGGGUGAAUCGGACAAGGUGCAUAAGAAGAAGGGACAUGGUAAUAAACAACAGAAACGUGAGUUGCAUACUUCUAGAAUGCUAAGUGAAGAUGACAAAAAAGGCUCCAAAGUUGAAGUAAUUGGCAGCAAGAAGGAACCUGCGGUCAAGCUAACUCAGGCUUCUAUCCCCUCAUCGAGACUGGGUCGUCUAUUUCAUUAUGGUACUUUGGCAGCAUCAAUGGGUGCCCAUGUUCUGAAAGAUACAGCAACCCACUAUGCCAAAACUGGUAAAGUUCCUGAAAUGAAAUCUGUCAUACUAUCACCACGUAAUAUCGAGUUGAUGGCCAGAAAGUUUUCUCAAAUGAGAGGUGCAGCUUUAAAAGUUGGGCAAAUGCUUUCAUUUCAAGAUAAUUCUGUCUUACCGCCAGACAUCCAAAAGAUUCUGUUGAGAGUGCAGAAUAACGCACACUACAUGCCUGCUGAUCAACUAGAAAAAACAUUGGCUUUUGAGUUGGGGGAAGAUUGGAGAAGCCGUCUUUUUGCAAGUUUUGAUGAUAUCCCAAUUGCUGCUGCCUCGAUUGGACAAGUUCACACCGCUGUUACUAGGAAAGGUUUGGAGCAGGUUGUAGUCAAAGUUCAGUACCCAGGUGUUGCCAAUUCGAUUGAUUCCGAUUUAGAUAAUAUUUUGACAUUGCUUACAUCUACUAAAAUGUUACCUCCAGGUAUGUUCUUGGAGAAAUCCAUUGCUAAUGCUAGAGUCGAGUUGAAAUGGGAAUGCGAUUACAUCAGAGAAGCCAACAAUAUAGUCAGGUACAAGGAGAUGUUGGCGAAUGAAAAGGUCUUCGAAGUUCCAAAGGUCUAUCAUGACUUGAGUGAUGAACAUGUCCUCACCAUGCAAAGAAUGAGAGGCACGGAAAUUGCUAAGGGUGACUGGCCCCAAGAUGUUAAAGAUAGAAUUUCUACGGAAAUUAUGAGAUUGACCUUAAAGGAGAUUUAUCAGUACAGAUUCAUGCAAACUGAUCCUAAUUGGGCCAACUUUCUGUACAACGAACAAACAGAUAAAAUUGAGUUAUUGGACUUUGGUGCCUGCCGUGAUUUCGAUAAGGAAUUUACUAUCCCAUAUGCGAACUGCUUACGUGCAGCUGUUAGAGAAGAUCGUGAGGCAGCAAAGAAAUAUUCAAUUGAGCUAGGAUUUUUAACUGGCUUAGAAUCUGAAGCAAUGACCAAUGCUCAUGUUGAUUCUAUAAUGGUGUUGGGUGAACCUUUCAGAGCAGAAACUUCCUUCAACUUUGAGGGACAGACUAUUACUGACAGAGUCCGUACUAACAUCAAGCUGAUGCUAAAUGAAAGACUAACUCCACCUCCAGAGGAAACAUAUUCUUUACAUAGAAAAUUAAGUGGUGCUUAUUUGUUAUGUGCUAGAAUGAAGGCCACUAUUUCUUCCAAAAUUUUUGAAGAUGUUAUUGGACUUGAGUAUGAGUAA